AUGAAACCUGCAAUUAACACUCUGGACGGAAAAUUUCAAAUAAAAUUGAUAUCUUUUCCAAAACGUAAAGUCACCUAUUUAUUAGAGAAUCACAUUGAUCCUUCUAGUAUUGAUUUGUAUAGUGACUGGAUAUCCGAGGCCACGAAUUUUACAGAAAACCCUCUAACUGACGAAUCGCCUACAAAUGAUAUUUAUCUCGAAAUAAGGUAUCCCAAAGAAGAAUUGAUUUUUGAAAAUGAGACAAUAAAACCAUCCAAGGAGCUGAUAAAGAAAGUGACUGAGGCACUAGAUAAUACCGAUACCUAUUCAGAAUUAAUGAAUGUUUUUAGAACAUACGGGCAUUUAAUACCUAAAAAAGUUAUACGCGGACAUAAAUUAUAUCAAAUGAAAUGUUCAAUCGUAGACAAAAAUUUACCAAGAUUUAAUAUUAAUGAAGAAGAUUUAUCAAUCGAAUGUGAAAACGAAAAUAUCUUGAGUAAGUGGGAAAGCCUCGCAGAACAAUACGGCUUUGAUAAAUCAUAUUUAGUGUCUAUUGAUGGUAAUAUCGUUAUGAGAGAUAAACUUAAAGAAUGGGCGGAUGAAUCUUCAAAAGGUGAUUCUAACCUUAAAAUUGAUGAUAAAUUAAAUUAUAAUCAAUCAAAUACUAAGGAAAGGGUACUUAUGAUUGGAGUAAUACCAAUAAAAAAUUAUACAAAUUAUUUCCGCGUAAACUUUUCUACACCUUUACGUUCUAGCAAUUAUCGAAUAUUUGGAAAAGUUAUGACAGAACGUGGAGAACUAAACAAUGAAAAUAUUGUAAAAUUUCAAUCUAUGGAUAUAAAUGGAUUUACAGCAAAUUUUGAAAUUGGCAUCGAAGAAUUAACUAAUCUACAGAUUACUUGGUUGUUAAUCGGAAAUCCAAUUGAAAUAAGACAUUAUAGCAAAGAUGCCCGAAAUAUUCGUGUUUUAUAUUCUGGUGAAACACCAUUUCCAGAUGAUAAUAAUUGGAAUAUUUCAUUAAAAGUAACAAAUAAUCUUCCAAUAGGUUCAAUUCUUGUUACUUCAUUUACACAUUCUCCGUCAAAUUAUGAUCCAAAUUUCAUAGCCGAAGUUCAAUAUUAUUAUGAUCAAGAAAUUAUAAUUACUGUACGUGAUCUUGAACAUGAUUUUGGAAGUAAUAACAAGGCUACUCAUGAUGAAAAAAUACAAGAACAAACUCUCGAACAAGUACCUUACAAUGAUCAAGAAGAAUAUGUUGAGUUUAUUAGGAAUCUGGAAUGUAAAGUUCAAUGGUGCAUUCUUAUUAUUCCAGAAAAUCUGAAAUUAGAUAAUAUGUACUGCUCCCCUAUAACGACAGCUCAUUUGAAGGCAGCAGGUCAAAUUAUUAGCAAUGAUUCAUUAAUUUUAGAUUUGAUAAAAUUUCAAAAACUUGAUAAUGGUUUGAUUAUCAACAAUGAACGAACAUUUUUUACCAAAUCUUCAGUGUGCAGAUUUAAAAAACAACCCUCAAUUGAAUUUUCUAAAGGCACAUCCUUUUUAGUAACAUCAAAGAAAUCUAUAGAUUCAUUUUUGUUAAAAAAUCAUAUUAAUCCGGUCAUAUUCGAUAAUAUUGCGAAAUUUAUAAGAAACAUUCUAUUUUGUGAGUUACCCACCAAUGAUAUUUAUCUCGAAAUACAAUGUGUACAAGUUGAAUUAAUUUUUGAAAAAGGAACAAUAAACCCAGCUGAAGAAUUGAUUGAUGCAAUUAAAAAUGCUUUGAAAAACAAUAAUCCUUAUUAUAAUUUAAUGGAAGUAUUUGGAAUUUAUGGUCAAUUUUUACCAAAAAAACUCAUUUUCGGACAUAAGUUAAAUAGAAUGUUAAACUUAGAAAUAAAUGAUGCUUCGAUAACAACAAAUAGCAAUAACUUGUCAAUUCUUAAAUAUUUUCAGACAAAUGAUGAAUUUGAACAUAUUUUAGAUGAAUGGGAAAAUAUUGUAAAGCCAUACAAUAUUGAUGCAUCUUAUUUAUUAUCUAUUGAUGGUAAAGUAGUAAAAAGAGACAAACUUAGAGAAUGGAUGGAUUCUUGCUUAAAAUUAGAUCUUAGAUCAUUACAAUUAAUUAGCUGGUGUGAUUUAUAUCCAAUUUAUGAAACAUUUGAUGACUCUCUUUGUCAAGAAGUCAAAUAUGUUCUUGCAGUUAAAGAAAGGGUACUCAAUUCAGGAGUUAUACCAAUUGAAGAUAAUAUCCAUUCCUAUACCGUAAAAUUCUCUAUUCAAUUGCGUGCUAAUAAUUAUAAAAUUUUUGGAAAAGCUACAGCAUCAAAUGGAAAUUUAACAGACCAAAUAAUUAUUAACAAAACAUUCAGAGAUUUGAAAAUAAAUUGGAUUAUGGUCGGGAUACCUGCCGAGGUUGGAUUUUUCAGUGUUUACACACGAAACAUUGAGAUUUUGUGCACUGGUAAAACUUUGUUCGUACCAGCAAUAGAUAAAGAUAAUUGGGAAACUCUCUUAGAAGUUUCUGAAAGUCUACCAAUAAAUUCAAUAAUUAUUACCGGUUUUAUAUAUCCCUUAUCAAAUUUCGAACCAACUUUUUUAGCCAAUAUUCAAUACUAUGAAAACAAUAAAAUUAGUCUAAAUAUAAAAAAUUUAGGAUUAAGCAAUGAAAAAGAUUCCAUCAUUGAUAGUGACCGUGAAAGUUAUAGUGACCUUUCUACGACUUUAUAUUCUGAAAGUGAUGAUAAAAGUAAAAUAUCCAUUAAAAGUCUCAAUUGUGAACAGAAUUAUUUACUUGAAUGGUAUAUUAUUCAUACAAAAAAUCCGGAAACUAUGACACAUUUGAAGGCAAUAGGUCAGGAUAUUAAUACUAGGAAAUCUGAAGGUCAAGAUAUUAAUACAAAGAAAUCUGACUUGGAAUUCAAAAAUACAAAAGUUUUAGAGGAUAAUAAAGAAAUUCUUUCUUCAGAAAAGAACAUACUUAUGGACCAACCAAAAAUUCCAUUAAAGCAAGACAACAAGGCUGUAUUUCAAGAGAUUAAUAUUAUGCAAAUUUCAGAAGAUAAAAAAUUCUCUUGGAAAACUAUGUAUGAUAAGCUUCCUAAUCCAUUCCGACGAAAUAAUAACUCAUCUAAUGAUGACCAUUUAGUUGUCAUAAUUAAAAAAGUCGACAAUUGUGGCAACAAUGAGAGUUUUAUUCGUAAAAUACGUAAAAAAACAACACUUGGGAUGGUCCGAGAGUUUUUAGAAGAUGAUGAAUUAGGCUUAGGAACAAAUUUUUAUUUUCUAAAAAAAAAUUUAGGGCGUAUCUUACGUUGUGAUGAAUUUAAUUUUAAUCUGGAAGAUGUUUUGGAGAUCAACAAUGAUACAUAUAUUCUGCAUAUUGAGCAUGAAAUUGAUUUAAUGUUAACACAAUUAAUUGCUAUGUGUGAUGGUGGUUUCAUAUAUAGUGGAAAUCAAAUUCAAAAGGCUCCUAAAAAAGCAUUCAAGAUUAAUUUGAGUCAUAUUGAAAUUAUGAAGUACAAUCAAUACUCUGAAUCCAAAUAUACGUGCAAUAGUGAAUUGGAAGCUUUAUGUAAACAAAACUUUAUGCAAGAUGAUUUGUCCUGUCUUUUUAGUCUUUUUGAGAUAUCACAAGAAUCUUCUAAAAAAGAGACCAAAAGUUACAAAACAAUUCAUGCUAAGAAGGCGCAAAUUUUUAUACCACCAUCAGGUAUUAUCCCAACUGAAAGUUUUAUAAAUGAUGUUCAACACGCCUUAAUGGAUUCUUCUGAUAAAAUAAAAAGUAACCUUUUUGAAAUAUCAAAAAUUUAUGGCUAUUUUUAUGCAAAUCAAAUUGAUUUUGGUGGCGCAGUCCAUGAAAUUAUAACAGAACAUUCCAAAUUAAGUGCAUCAAUAGAACUUGGGAAUGCAAAAUUUUCUAGUAUCAAUGAAAAUAUUUCUAGUACUGGUAACUAUAAAAUAAUUAUUGGUGGAAAACAUGAAAUCUAUACAACUGACUUUGGAGAAUGGGUUAAUUCUCUUAGUGAUUUUCAAACAUGGGGCAUAAUUGGAUAUAAUAAUAUUCACUCAAUAUUUGAUUCGCUGGAUUAUAAAUUGCGACUAAAAGUUUUAGAAGCUUUUGGGCAGAGAAUCUUAGCAGCACGAACUGAAAAUAUUCAAUUUAGAUUAUAUAAAGAUAGGAAAAGUCCGCAUGUAUAUACGCUUAAUAUACGUGAUAUACCUCAUUAUACUAGAAAUUGCCAAAUCUUUACUUCAAUAAUGACAGAAAAUGAACAAAAUAUUUUUUCAUCACAUGUAGAAUAUAUUUAUGACAAUACCCCUGUUGUCGUUAUUCAUCAUAUUGACAGCAAUGAAAAAUCAAAGAAUAAAAUAUACCCAAUUCAAUUAGCCUGGGUUGUAACUGGAUAUCCGAAUAACUUUACUUUUGAUUCGAAUCAUCUUCAUUUGACAUUUCAAAGUAAAGAAUAUUCAAAACCUCAAAUUCGUUUUAAUGGAUAUUUAUUUGAUAUUCCGAACUGCAGAAAAGAUGAAUGUAUACUAGCAACAUGCAUUUUGGAUAGGACUUUAGAUUCUUUAGAUCUUUCAAGUUCUUAUAAGUUCGGAUUUGCGAUUAGCACUCACUUUUCUCUUUCCAGUAAUUCUGCAUAUGUUUCUAUUUAUGAUAUUGAAAACAACAAACCAAUAACUGACUGUUAUUUUUCAGAAAUAUUGAAAUUACACAUCUGUAUAAUUGGAAAUAGUUUCACUAAACACGAAGAUUGUUUCGGUAAAAUUAAUAUUACCUCGAGUGAUAAACUAAAACUAAAAAUCUUUUCCAGAAGUAAUAUUUUAACUACUAAAUUAAAGGAUAUACAAAAUGUUAUUAGUAAAAAUAUCGAUACUAAAAAUGGAAAAUUUUCAUCUCCAUUAUUCAUAAGUCAAUUCCUUGGCGAUUUGAAUUUUGGUAAAUAUCACGGAGCAAUUAAUAUUACUCCAAGAUCUAUUAAUUUUGGUUCUUUAGACAACACAAGCAAAAUGAUAAAGGAAGCUCAAAUUUCGUAUUUUUGUUUAUCUCGAGAUUUUUACAAUUAA
Dentiscutata erythropus is the source of this 5025-nucleotide messenger RNA. Lineage: Eukaryota; Fungi; Glomeromycota; Glomeromycetes; Diversisporales; Gigasporaceae. The record is from the annotation of a GenBank genome assembly.